AUGGCUUUGAACUGUGCGAUGAUUGAUGACUACCAGAACCCUGUCCCUCUCCCUCAUGAAGUGACCAUAACGAGCGUCGACUCUGGUGUCGAUCUUACUGUGAAAAUGCCGUCUUCCAGUCCUUCAGGUUCUGGUAGUUCCCUGAAGGCCACGGGUCGACUUUGGGUUACUGAUCAAAGGGUCUUGUUCAUAUCUAAGCCGAAAUCAUCCUUUGAGUCUCUAUCUGUCCCUCUACACUCUAUCCUCUCUACCAAGUUCAUGCAACCAACCUUUGGAGCGAAUUACUUGACCUUCGAAGCUAAGCCUGCGCCCGAAGGAGGUCUAAAGACUGGAACUGAGGUGGAGGUGCGGUUCAAGGGCCAAGCCAUGUUCCAGUUUGUGGCGCUCUUAGAAAAGACCAGGGAGAGGGCGAUCUAUAUGAAGCGACAGAUGGCGCAAGAUGAAGAUGUAUUGCCGAGGUACGACUCUCCUGCUCAGUCUAGCUCAGUGGUUUCGCCAAGCAACGACGCUACGGUCCCGGUGGAGAACCCACCGGCAUAUGGCGCGUAAUGGUUGUCUACAUCGUCUUUGUAAUAGUACUCCAUGGAAUCAUGCUUAAUCAAGACGCAGAGCAAACAGUGUAGUUCAGUCGAUACCAUUGUACUUAGUAACUCUGUUGUAGAUUUACCUGUAAAAGUAUUCUUUUUUGCUUGACAACUACAAAUGAUACUUAGUG
Molecule: messenger RNA, 715 nt
Organism: Guyanagaster necrorhizus
Lineage: Eukaryota; Fungi; Basidiomycota; Agaricomycetes; Agaricales; Physalacriaceae
Exons: 3
Coding region: 1-549 (182 amino acids)
Biological process (GO): positive regulation of DNA-templated transcription
Cellular component (GO): nucleus
Molecular function (GO): transcription coactivator activity; chromatin DNA binding
Source: RefSeq, a predicted model, not a curated record